AUGCCGUGGGCGCCGCGGAGGGCCGGACAGCCGGACCCGACAGCGGCGAUCGCCUGCUGCCGCCCGCCCCUCGGCUCCGCGCCGGGGCACGUCUGCGGCGCGAGGCACCCGGAGGCCCCCGAGCGCCUCCGCGCCUGCUUCGGCAACCUGACGGGCAGGGGGCUGUGGCGAGAGCUGAAGCAGCUCCCCCAGAGGGCGGCCACGGACGACGAGCUCUCGCUGUGCCACGACCCGGGGCACCUGCGCGGCCUGCAGGCCGCCGCCGAGGCCGCCCGCCGGGGCGGCCGUGCGCUGUACCUGCCCCCGGGCGGCUGCCUGCGGGGAGUCGAGCCGUGCGAUCUGCCGCGGGUCCCCGCACCUGGGCUCGACACGUACAUCGCCGCGGGCUCCAUGGACGCCGCGCGGGCCUCGGCGGGGGGCCUGCUCGCCCUGGUGGACGAGGCGCUGGGUCACGGGCCGCGCCGCGGGCUGGGGCUGUGCCGCCCCCCGGGCCACCACGCCGGCAGGGCGAGUUGCGCCGGGUUUUGCCUGCUGAACAACGUGGCGGUGGCCGCCGCCUACGCCUGCGCGGCGCACCCGGACAAGGUGCGGCGCGUGCUGAUCUUCGACUGGGACGUGCAUCACGGCCAGGGGACGCAGGAGAUCUUCUGGGCGGACCCCCGGGUGCUGGUGUUCAGCGCGCACCGGCACGGUGUUGCCUUCUAUCCGGGCACCGGCGACGCUGGCGAGGUCGGCGAGGGCCCCGGGCUCGGCUUCACGGUCAACGCGCCCCUCCCCGCUGGCUACGGCGACGGUUGCUUGUGGGCCGUGUGUGCCGACUCCUGCUGCCAGCCGCCAGGCGCUUCAGGCCGGACCUGA
Molecule: messenger RNA, 858 nt
Organism: Prorocentrum cordatum
Lineage: Eukaryota; Dinophyceae; Prorocentrales; Prorocentraceae
Source: the annotation of a GenBank genome assembly